Molecule: messenger RNA, 2008 nt
Organism: Salvelinus fontinalis (brook trout)
Lineage: Eukaryota; Metazoa; Chordata; Actinopteri; Salmoniformes; Salmonidae
Product: heme-binding protein 1-like
Exons: 7
Coding region: 179-1237 (352 amino acids)
Cellular component (GO): cytoplasm
Source: RefSeq, a predicted model, not a curated record
UUAGUGGGCCAGCCCAGACCUGGCUGUGGUUUCGUAAGCAGCGAGAGCUGCAGUAGACUAUAAAGCUACUGCCGUUCUAACCGGGUGACGUCGUCCUCCAGAGCGCACAAAGCACGCAGUAGUCUAGUCAUAUUUCACCGGCGGAUAACGGACACGGGACAGGACACUCCUCGUCACAAUGGAGUUGUUCCCAGGGCUGGUGGCUCUAAUGGCUGUAAUGGUUUCAGUUGGUGCUGAAGGCGGCGUCGGCCCCAGCAACAACUCCAGUUUCUGCUCCGAGUCAAAGGAAUGUCUGGAGUAUGAGCUGGUGUGCAAAACAGACGAAUAUGAGGUCCGUCACUACAGUCCUACUCGUUGGGUGUCUACGGAUGCAGAGGCCUACUUCAUGGGGGUGGGAGCAGCCAUGGCCUUCAGGAGACUGUUCCAGUACAUCACUGGAGCCAACAACGGAGGUCUCCAGAUGGAGAUGACUGCUCCAGUCCUGGUGAGGAUCCCUGAGGAGACCAGGAUGUGGGAACCAGCCAUCUACACCCUCAGUUUCCUGCUUCCAGCAGCCUAUCAGGAGAGGCCUCCCACACCCACCAAUGACAAGCUCUACUUUACUGAGAUGCCCUCUAUGGAUGUGUACGUGCGUAGCUACGGAGGCUGGAUGUUAUCAGUGACCUCCAGGCUUCAUGCUCACCUACUGACCAAGGAGCUGGCCAGAGUCCAGGCUGACUACAACCACACCUACCACUACGGAGUGGGCUACGACAGUCCUCUGAAGCUGAUGAACAGACACAACGAGGUGUGGUACGUAGCUGAGGGAGAGGCUGUCUGCUCUGACCCCCAGGAACCAACCCCACCACACACACCUACCCCCACACACACACCCAACGCCACACACACACCCAACGCCACACCCAAUGCCACACACACACCCAACGCCACACCCAAUGCCACACACACACCCAACGCCACAAACACACUCAACACGUCACACACACCCAAUGCCACACACAUCCCCUCCAGCACCAUCUCUGACUCCCCCUCAGAUCUCCCAGCCAACCGGCCACCCACCCCCUCCCAGGCCCCCGAGGUGACCCCCUCUCAGGGCCCGGUGGUCGGGGAGACCCCCUCGGCCAACAGCUCUGACCCCCAAGCGGACGGCCCCUGGAACAACACUGUGGAGGCCUCCCUGGAGGACACCCCCUCUGACAACCCUGUAGCCGACCCCACUGACCUCAACCUGGCCUAGCCCUGGAAUGCUAUAUAUGACCCUGAACAGUAGAGGGGUAUGGAGGGUUGCUGUGGUGAUAGAGCUCCUUCAGUUAGAUGUCCAUUUGGGAUUGGGCCCUUGCCUCAGUAUUUACUGUAAUACACCACCGCCCCCUACUGGUGUCAUAUUGUUACGACACAUAUUAGCUUUAUUCACCUGCCGCUCAAAUGCUAUCCAUGUUAUCACACUCAGCUCACCUGUUAACCAUGUUACCACACUGACCUGUUAUCCAUGUUACCACACUGACCUGUUAUCCAUGUUACCACACUGACCUGUUACCACACUGACCUGUUAUCCAUGUUACCACACUGACCUGUUAACCAUGUUACCACACUGACCUGUUAACCAUGUUACCACACUGACCUGUUAUCCAUGUUACCACACUGACCUGUUAUCCAUGUUACCACACUGACCUGUUACCACACUGACCUGUUAUCCAUGUUACCACACUGACCUGUUAUCCAUGUUACCACACUGACCUGUUAUCCAUGUUACCACACUGACCUGUUAUCCAUGUUACCCCACUGACCUGUUAUCCAUGUUACCACACUGACCUGUUAUCCAUGUUACCACACUGACCUGUUAUCCAUGUUACCACACUGACCUGUUAUCCAUGUUACCACACUGACCUGUUAUCCAUGUUACCACACUGACCUGUUAUCCAUGUUACCACACUGACCUGUUAUCCAUGUUACCACACUGACCUGUUAUCCAUGUUACCACACUGACCUGUUAUCCAUGUUACCACAC